AUGGCAAGCAAUAAAGUUAUUUUCGGUGUCUUGUGUUUGGUGACGCUGUCCGCUGCGCUCCCGGCUGAGGAAACGCGCGGCCAUGCCCGCAACGCCAUCGGCGGCGACAAUGACAUUAUGGAUAGCAUCUAUAGCGAUUGCCUGCGCAAGGAUUCCGUCUCGUGCGUCAAAUACAAGCUGUUCAACUUUGUCGACAAGGUGCUCGGCGCCCGCGAUCAGUAUGCUCUCACCGAGGGCGUCACUGUUGUCCGCUCGCCGGAUGCACCCGUUCAGGAGGCAGCCCGCUCCAUUUCUGGUGAUGAGUCGUUCGAGUCGCUGGCACUGAAUCGCAUCAGCAGCUUCCUCAACUCGCACAACAUCAAGGUCGAACUGAAGGGUGCCGAUAUUGUGCAGGCGGUGAGCUCCACUGGACGCGCCUUGGAGGAUGCCUCGGAGUCGCUGUUCGGCAGCAAUGAUCCCAAUGCGCCCGAGGAGAGCCGUGGCAAGAAGAAGAAGGCCGCCAAAAUCUUGGGCCCCAUUCUGGCUUUGGUCGCACUAAAGGCCGCCGCUCUGCUGCCCCUGCUGCUGGGCGCCAUCGCUCUGAUUGCCGGCAAGGCUCUGCUCAUUGGUAAGAUCGCCCUGGUGCUGUCGGCCGUGAUUGGCCUGAAGAAGCUGCUGUCACAGGAGAAGCAUGUCACCUACGAAGUGGUCGCCCAUCCCCAUCACAGCAGCAGCCACUCGGUCAGCCAUGGCGACUCAUAUGGCAGCGGCUACAGCGCCGAUGCGGGCGCCUCCUCGGCCUCGUACGGCAGCAGCGGACACGGCGGCUGGGGACGCUCCAUCGAUGCCCAGGAUCUGGCCUAUGGUGCCCAGAAGCCCCAGGCCUAA
Drosophila novamexicana is the source of this 867-nucleotide messenger RNA. RefSeq lists its product as uncharacterized. The record is from RefSeq and is a predicted model, not a curated record. The coding region runs from base 1 to 867 and encodes 288 amino acids. The transcript has a single exon. NCBI's taxonomy places the organism in Eukaryota, Metazoa, Arthropoda, Insecta, Diptera, Drosophilidae.